CCGGCUCCAUGGAUUGACCUUUUCCAUGUUUUCCUUCUCCGUGCAAACUGUCAAGGUUGUAAUUUCGUCACCAUGCAUGACAUGUUUAUCUAUAUCGUGUAAUAGUUCAACCACAAAGCAGAACUCCACAGUACAACGCCAUGAAUGAUAUUAUCAUGGAGGAGGUCCUUCCUCCAUGAUAUUAAGGCAGCUUCUGAGAGGGGACUGCGCCCGUUGCAACCCACCAGUGACCCGGAACGUGAUCAGGUGAUUUUGCCAAAUUAACGCAGAGUCACCAUGGGCCAAACUGUCUCCGGACUCAUCCAGCCAUGGAUCCAACCUUGGGCAGAGUAUUUCUUCGACUGGAAACUUCAACGCUACAUUUCCAAGUUGAAGCCGGAAGAUCUUAGAUUAUGGGAAGUGUACGAUUUCGAGGGCAUACCUCUCAGGCCGGAUGUUCUCCCGAGCACGAUGGAUGAGCUGAAGACACUGGAGAUCCGACAGGAUGACGUGUUCAUUGUCACCUAUACCAAAGCAGCUGAUCACUACAUUUCAAAGAGGAUCUCCGAGCAUGGGAAGUGUACGAUUACGAGGGCGUGGUUCUCAGGCUGGAUAUCCGCCCGAGCACGAUGGAUGAGCUAAAGACACUGGAGAUCCGACAGGAUGACGUGUUCAUCGUCACCUAUGCCAAAGCAGGUAUUCAUACGCAGACAAGUCCAUGAUUGAAGGAUUGAAGUUAAUAGGAAUGAAUGCUAUCAAGAUGCCCUCACACUAGCUAUACAAGAAAACAAUUGUGUCACACAAUGAUGAUUUCAGAAGCUUUCCUCACGGUAAUGUCUGCUCAGUCAUGCAUGACCGUUACAAAAUGACCCUGG
This is a messenger RNA of Acanthaster planci (crown-of-thorns starfish), 854 nucleotides long. RefSeq lists its product as uncharacterized. The record is from RefSeq and is a predicted model, not a curated record. NCBI's taxonomy places the organism in Eukaryota, Metazoa, Echinodermata, Asteroidea, Valvatida, Acanthasteridae.